This is a messenger RNA of Paramecium sonneborni, 297 nucleotides long. NCBI's taxonomy places the organism in Eukaryota, Ciliophora, Oligohymenophorea, Peniculida, Parameciidae. The record is from the annotation of a GenBank genome assembly.
AUGGAGAUGAANUUCAUAGUAUUUCUGUAUAAUAAAUUUAGUAUACCUAAAAACAUAUAAUUUCAUUUAUCUUUUAUUGUUCAUAAUCUCUAAUAUUUAAAAAGUCUAUAAUAUUUGAGAAAGUAUUUAUUUCCAAAUCAUUUUGAUCUCAAUUAUGUUUAACUUAUGAAUCCUUAUUAAUCUAUACAUCAUUUAUUAAUAGAAUAGAUAUUUUCAUAUAUGUUAGAAAGACUAACCAAAGAAGAUAUAUCUUGGGUUAAAAUUGGAAUUAAACAAUAAGUCUUGAUUAAUUAAUGA